Messenger RNA from Paramecium octaurelia, 486 nucleotides. NCBI's taxonomy places the organism in Eukaryota, Ciliophora, Oligohymenophorea, Peniculida, Parameciidae. The record is from the annotation of a GenBank genome assembly.
AGUUAUUUCAAUUGAAUAAGAUCUAAAAUGACAUUAGGUAAAUACAGAUUAAUACAAAUAACCAAUUAGAUGAGCCUAAGUUAUCAAAUAUUAAAUAAUGAUACUUAAGAAUAAAAGAAUUACCAGAUUUCUAAGAAAAGAAGAAGGAAUCAUUUGGAGAUGAUGAGAUAAAUAAUCAUUUACUAUUUAUUCCAUUCGAAAAGGAAGGAUUGUCUUUUUAUAAUUAUUUAGUUUACCUAUAAAUAGAUAUUAGAUAUUCUUCAAAUAAUUAACAAUUAAUUUUAAUAAAUUCAAAAAAUUAGUAUGAGGCGAUUAAAAUAUGUCAUAGAAUUAGAUUUCUCUAUUCAUAAUUAAUAAUUUAAUAAUACACGAGUUUAAUUGUUAAAGCUAUUUAUACUAAACCAUCAUUGCAACAGCUAUGAAAUAAAGUUUUUUUCAUAAAUUUACAAUAAAAUUUAUUUAAAUUUAAAGCCUCAAAAUGACUGA